CCAAAAUUAUAUGUCACAUAGCCAUUUACUUCUACAAGCUUGCUUAAAUUCAGACCCUCUUUCUCUCUAGAUAUCCGUACAUAAAAACCAGAACGGAAAAGAAAAAAGUAGUUAAGUUUAAAGAUCUGAAGCUACAUUUUCGCUCUCGCUACAGAGAGAUCUCAAUACUGUUCACAAAAGCUACUCAUCAUUUUCUGCUUUUUCUUUUGCUUUCUCUGUUUCUCAGUUUCUUGUGGGUUCAUUGCUCUCUGUAGCAUCUUUUUAGGGUUCCUAAACUGCUAAAUACUUCGAGAUCUGCCUCACAUAGUAGUAGAAUUUUUUCUUCAUUUGUUUUUUUUUUUUUUUUUUUCCCUCGAGCGAAAGAGAAGAAUCUGCAAACUGGAUUGGGGGGUUUUCUGGUUAUAAACGAAGAAUAUGUGAGGGUCCUGUUUAAAUUUCUUUUGGUGGGCUGGGGGGGUCAAGUCAUAUGUUAAAGAGUAUCAAUUGAUUUAUAAAUACAAUUUUUAGUCUGUAUUUUGGAGUAAUAUAUUAGGCAUUUCUUUAGCUGCUUUCAUUUUUCUGGAAUAUGAGGUUAUCUUCUUCCUCCUCCUCUUCUUCUGCGGGCUAUAAUCCUCAGCUUGAGGAAGGUGAGAAAAAAUGCUUGAAUUCAGAGCUGUGGCACGCAUGCGCAGGCCCUCUGGUGUCCCUUCCCCAAGUCGGGAGUCGUGUUGUGUAUUUUCCCCAGGGACACAGCGAACAGGUUACUGCCUCAACCAACAAGGAAGUAGAUGCUACUAGCCCCAGCUAUCCUGGCUUAUCACCACAACUUAUAUGCCAGCUUCACAAUGUGACUAUGCAUGCAGAUGUGGAAACGGAUGAAGUAUAUGCACAGAUGACUUUGCAACCACUCAGUCCUGAUGAGCAAAAGGACUUAUGCCUGCUUCCAGCAGAACUUGGCACCCCUAGUAAACAGCCCUCCAAUUAUUUCUGUAAAACUUUGACUGCAAGUGACACCAGCACUCAUGGAGGAUUCUCUGUCCCUCGCCGAUCUGCUGAGAAAGUCUUUCCUUCUCUUGAUUACUCUCAAACACCUCCUUGUCAAGAGUUGAUUGCGAAGGAUCUCCAUGGAAAUGAGUGGAAGUUCAGGCAUAUUUUUCGAGGACAGCCAAAGAGGCAUCUCCUUACGACAGGGUGGAGUGUGUUCGUCAGUGCAAAGCGACUUGUUGCUGGAGAUUCAGUGAUUUUCAUCUGGAAUGAAAAUAAUCAGUUGUUAUUGGGAAUUCGGCGUGCUAAUCGUCCACAAACUGUCAUGCCAUCGUCGGUUUUAUCAAGCGAUAGCAUGCAUAUAGGUCUUCUUGCUGCUGCAGCUCAUGCAGCAGCUACGAAUAGUCGUUUCUGCAUCUUUUACAAUCCAAGGGCUAGUCCAUCAGAGUUUGUAAUACCUCUUGCAAAAUAUGCUAAAGCUUUGUAUCAUACCCGAGUUUCUUUGGGUAUGCGCUUUCGGAUGCUUUUUGAAACAGAAGAGUCAAGUGUCCGUAGGUACAUGGGCACAAUUACUGGCAUUGGUGACUUGGAUCCUGUUCGAUGGCCAAACUCACAUUGGCGCUCAGUGAAGGUUGGUUGGGAUGAAUCAACUGCAGGGGAGAGGCAACCCCGAGUUUCCUUGUGGGAGAUUGAACCACUAACGACCUUUCCCAUGUAUCCAUCGCCAUUCUCCCUCAGACUGAAGCGACCAUGGCCAUCUGGAUUGCCCCCCUUCCCUGGUUUUAAAGAUAGCGGUAGUAUGAACAUGAAUUCCUCACUUGCAUGGCUUCGUGGUGGUAUUGGAGAUCAGGGCUUACAUGCACUGAAUUUCCAGGCAUUUGGUGUAAACCCCUGGAUGCAGCCAAGUCUUGGUGCUUCUAUGCUUGGUUUACAACCUAAUGUUUACCAAUCAAUGGCCGCUGCUGCUCUCCAGGAAAGGGGUUCUUUAGAUCCUUCCAAACUUGCCAAUCAGUCCCUCCUGCAGUUUCAGCAUAAUGUUCCCAAUAGUUCUGUUCCACUCGUCCAAAAUCAGAUAUUGCAACAGUCCCACCCUCAACAAAAUUUCCUCCAGGGCUAUCCAGAAAGCAAAAUAAUAUCACAGGGUCAGAUUCUGCAGCAGCAAUUGCAGCGGCAUCAGACAUUUAAUGAUCAGCAACAGCUUCAAACUCAGCAAUCCCAGCAACUACAUCAACAAUUCCAAGAUCAACAGCAAAUUAACAAAACCAUCUCUACUGGCUCUCACAUAGCAGCCACUCAAUCCCAGUUCACGCCUUUGCAAGCUGUGCCAUCUAUAUGCCAGCAACAGAAUUUCUCUGACCUCGUAGAGAACCAUAUAACUCCAUCUAAUAAUGCAAGUCGUGUAAGAUCAUUUUCCUCUGAAGGAUCAUCCCACCUAGAGAGCAUGCAUGGACCUAGCCCUCUGGUCUCUCCUUCCUCAUUAUCAAAACGAGUUGCGUUAGAACCUCAACUUCCUUCCAGGGUUUCACAAUUUGUAGUGCCCCGGACAGAAGAAUUCAUGAUGCGUAAUUCUAAAGUGCCUGAGAUUUCCACCUUGUUGCCACCAUUUCCUGGCAGAGAAUUUUCGGAGUUUCAAGGUGUGACAGAUUCCCAUAACAAUAUGUUGUUUGGAGUUAAUACAGACUCGUCUCUUAUGCUACAGAAUGGGAUGUCAAACCUUAGAAAUAAUAGCAGCGAGAAUGAAUCAUUUUCUAUGCCAUAUGCAACAUCUACUUUCACUAGUGCCACGGGCACCAAUUUUCCACUUAGCUCAGACAUGACUGCUUCAAGUUGUGUAGAUGAAUCAGGUUUCUUGCAGUCUUCGGAAAACGUGGAUCAAAGCAAUGCACCCGAUCGAACCUUUGUGAAGGUUUACAAGUCAGGGACCUUUGGACGAUCACUCAAUAUUUCCAAAUUUAGCAGCUAUCAAGAGCUGCGAAGUGAGCUUGCUCGCUUAUUUGGCCUUGAAGGCCUACUGGAAAACCCUCAGAGAUCAGGCUGGCAGCUUGUAUUUGUUGACCGAGAGAAUGAUAUUCUUCUCCUCGGUGAUGACCCUUGGCAGGAAUUUGUAAACAGCGUCUGGUAUAUCAAGAUCCUAUCACCAAUUGAAGUGCAGCAGAUGGGAAAAGAGGGACUUGACCUUCCAAAUUCUGCUCAAAUGCACAAUCUUUCCAGCAGUGGUACCAGCUGUGAUGAUUAUGCGAGUCGUAAGGCCACCAGAAGUAACUUAAAUGGGAUAACAUCCGUGGGGUCACUCGACUACUGAUGUUUGAACUAUUCCAAAGGUUAUUCUGUACCGUAUUUUACUCAAUGAUGGCCAUGGUUUAUGUUGGGCAAAUAUUUUUGGUGCCUCUGGAUAUGUGCUCUAUCUAGCUAAAGUCGAUCAAUCUAACUUUGUAUGCUACUUAUUUAGAUUUUUAUGUUAUAACGUGAAUACUCGUCCUUAUAAAACUUCUCUUUGGUAUUGUUGGAACUGU
Messenger RNA from Olea europaea var. sylvestris, 3476 nucleotides. RefSeq names its product auxin response factor 17-like. The record is from RefSeq and is a predicted model, not a curated record. Gene Ontology annotation, molecular function: DNA binding; protein binding. Gene Ontology annotation, biological process: regulation of DNA-templated transcription; response to hormone. The coding region runs from base 566 to 3265 and encodes 899 amino acids. The transcript has 14 exons. Lineage: Eukaryota; Viridiplantae; Streptophyta; Magnoliopsida; Lamiales; Oleaceae. Gene Ontology annotation, cellular component: nucleus.